Caenorhabditis elegans is the source of this 1313-nucleotide messenger RNA. RefSeq names its product Ribosomal RNA processing protein 1 homolog (gene rrp-1). Gene Ontology annotation, cellular component: preribosome, small subunit precursor; nucleus. The transcript is spliced from 5 exons. Gene Ontology annotation, biological process: rRNA processing. NCBI's taxonomy places the organism in Eukaryota, Metazoa, Nematoda, Chromadorea, Rhabditida, Rhabditidae. The record is from RefSeq and is marked reviewed. The coding region runs from base 11 to 1204 and encodes 397 amino acids.
AAUUCCAAUAAUGGAUGUCGACUUGGCAAGCGUCGAAGUAGUUUUCGCUCAGAAACUCGCUUGCGGAGAGCCAGCUACGCGUCAAAGAGCUCUUCGCGUUCUUCACGAUUGGAUUCGUGAUCAGUCCGCAAAGAAACAUUUCGAUGAUGCUGACUUGAUGCGCUUAUGCAAGGGCCUUCACUAUGUGAUGUGGAUGCAAGACAAAAUGAUUCUUCAGGAAGAGCUGGCUGACAGAAUUGGAGGACUUAUUAAUAUUUUCACAUCGGAGGAAGAAAAAGUACGCUUUGUUGCGUGCUUUCUGAAAAGUCUUUCCAAAGAGUGGCCUCAUAUCGAUCGAUGGCGCAUGGAUAAAUUCUUGAUGGAAGUUCGUCGUAUGGUUCGAGCUUGCUUCACUCAUCUUGCCGAAUUAAAAUGGAAAAAGGAUAUCCGUGACGAAUACUGGAAAGUUUUCCAGGAAACUACUAUCUCCACAGAUAAGUCCUUCAACGAAGCUCUAAAGUUCCAUUUUGCCUCGAUUCUUCUCGACGAACUUGAUGCAGCCGGAGGAUUAACCAAGAAGCAAGUGACGGCCUGUCUCAAGCCAUACAUUGAACUUCUCGGAAACAAAGACAUCAGUGAAUAUUUGUUCACAUCACUUUAUGAAGAAAUUUUCAAAACUAUUCUCCAGCAGAAAAGUGAUUUGAUCACCGCUGUUGAAGAAGGAGAAGAGAUGGAUCAAGGUGGAAUUGAAUUCAGUUACAAGGAAAUCGGAGCGUUGCUAUUUGAAGUGGGAAAGCAAGAACAUUUAAAUGCUAAGAGAAGAAAGAAGAUCUAUGAUCUUGUUAAGAAGUUCGAUAAGAGUUCUCGUGGACAAGAUCCAUUACAUUUCGAGACCCCAGUUCCAAAGGAGAGGUUGACAAGACAUGAUUAUGAAGAAGCCGAGAAGAAGGCCAUUGUGUUGGCCAACAGCUUCAAGCAAGAGAGAAAGUCGUCCAGAAAAGUUAAAAGCCAAAUCAAAAAGCGAGCUCGUGAGGCUGCCGAAGCUGCACGGCAGGAGAACGGAGAUGAUGUUCCAGAUGACGAAAUCGCUGAAGUUAAAAAAGGAAAUGGAAAGAAAACAGCAGUUCCUAAAGUGAAGAAAGGGCGCCCACUUUUGAAAGCUAAAGGAGUCGGAAAGAAGAGAAUGGUCGGCGGCCUGAAAAGAAAAGCAGGAAAGAAAAAUUAAUCUGAAUAUCAUUGUUGCUUGAUUUGUUAUGUUUUUGUUAUAAUUUCAAUUUUUGAUGCAUUGUUACUUUUUGGAAGUGAUUUUUUUAUUGAAUUUUUAAAAAUAAAAA